UUUGUUUUUGAAUUUGUAUCUAUUUGUGUGACAUUUCUAAUGCUCCAAGAGGAAUUGGCACAGGAAAGCAUAAAUUGGGAAAUAUUUGUUUUCAUUUUAAUGAUUAUGUUUUGGACAUAUAUUGAUCUUUUCAUGGUUUGUUACUUUGGUGAAGAACUGACGACUGCAUUUGAAGAAUUAACCAAUGAGAUUUAUCGAUGUGAAUGGAAUUUAUUUCCAAAUUGUGUGCAACGAAUUUUACCGAUUGUCUUGCAAAUUUCUCAACAGCCCGUUCAAAUUAAGGGAUUUGCUUCUUUUGUAUGCUCACGUGAUACAUUUAAGAAAGUUGUCAACGGUGGAUAUUCUUACUUCACGAUUCUUCGUAAGUUUCAAUGAAGAGAUCAAUGGCAAUCAAACUAUGGCAAUCAAAAUAUUUUGUACCUAUUUUGAUAAUUAAUACUAUUAUU
This is a messenger RNA of Contarinia nasturtii (swede midge), 446 nucleotides long. RefSeq names its product odorant receptor 94b-like. Gene Ontology annotation, cellular component: plasma membrane. The record is from RefSeq and is a predicted model, not a curated record. Gene Ontology annotation, molecular function: odorant binding; olfactory receptor activity. Bases 40 to 375 code for a protein of 111 amino acids. NCBI's taxonomy places the organism in Eukaryota, Metazoa, Arthropoda, Insecta, Diptera, Cecidomyiidae. The transcript has 3 exons. Gene Ontology annotation, biological process: sensory perception of smell; detection of chemical stimulus involved in sensory perception of smell.